AUGGCGUCGGGCGGCGGAAACAUCAAGGUCGUCGUGCGCGUGCGCCCCUUCAACAGCCGCGAGGUUGGACGCAACGCAAAAUGUAUUGUGUCGAUGAAGGGCACGCAAACGGUCCUCACGCCGCCAGCUCCCGAUGGCAAGAAAGCAGGCGGGAAAGCGGCGCUGGAGGGUAGCAAGACGUUUGCUUUCGAUAAAUCAUAUUGGUCUUUCGAUAAAAAGGACCAGCACUUUGCCGUGCAGGAGGAUCUCUUCACCGACCUGGGACGGCCGCUGCUCGACAAUGCCUUUCAGGGAUACAACAAUUGCAUCUUCGCCUACGGACAGACGGGAUCGGGCAAGAGUUACAGCAUGAUGGGCUAUGGCGAUGAGGAGGGUGUCAUUCCACGCAUCUGUCGCAACAUGUUUGAGCGGAUCGAGGCCGUCCAGACGGCCGACAAGAACAUGGCCGUGACGGUCGAGGUGUCAUAUCUGGAAAUCUACAACGAGCGAGUCCGCGAUUUGCUCAACCCCAGCACCAAGGGCAAUCUCAAGGUGCGCGAGCAUCCCUCCACCGGUCCCUACGUCGAGGACCUGGCCAAGCUGGUCGUACGGAGCUUCGCGGAAAUCGACAACCUCAUGGACGAGGGCAACAAGGCCCGGACGGUCGCCGCAACCAACAUGAACGAAACCUCGUCACGAUCCCACGCCGUCUUCACCCUCACCCUCACGCAAAAGCGACACGAUGUGGAGACGAACAUGGACACGGAAAAGGUGGCCAAGAUCAGUCUGGUGGAUUUGGCCGGUUCCGAGCGUGCCACCAGUACAGGUGCMACGGGUGCGRGGUUGAAGGAGGGUGCCGAGAUCAAUCGUUCGCUGUCCACCCUGGGUCGUGUCAUUGCUGCGUUGGCGGACAUUAGCACCACUGCCAAACCCAAAAAGGGCAUGCAGGUUCCCUACCGAGACUCGGUCUUGACAUGGCUGCUGAAGGACAGUCUGGGGGGAAACAGUCUCACCGCCAUGAUUGCUGCCAUCUCACCCGCCGACAUCAACUUUGACGAGACCCUUUCCACCCUCCGAUAUGCCGAUUCUGCAAAACGUAUCAAGAACCACGCGGUGGUCAACGAAGAUCCCAACGCCCGCAUGAUUCGCGAACUCAAGGAAGAGCUGGCUCAACUGCGCUCCAAACUCAGCACGGGUGGAUCCAUCGCCGAGGAACAGUACAGCGCCGAUACGCCGCUGGAGAAGCAGAUUGUGAGCAUAACGCAGCCGGAUGGAACCAUCAAGAAGGUCUCCAAGGCGGAAAUCGCAGAGCAGCUCUCGCAGUCGGAGAAGUUGUAUUCAGACCUGAACCAGACGUGGGAGGAGAAGCUCACCAAGACGGAGCAGAUCCACAAAGAGCGCGAGUCUGCACUGGAAGAGCUUGGUAUCAGCAUCGAGAAGGGAUUCGUCGGACUCACCACACCGAAGAAAAUGCCUCAUUUGGUCAAUCUCAGCGACGACCCGUUGCUUGCGGAAUGCCUGGUAUACAACCUCAAGCCGGGUACUACCACUGUUGGGAAUGUCGAGACAAAUUCAGUCAAUGUGGAAGGCGAGACCCCAGCUGUAGACCACACCCAGGCUGCGGUUGACAUUCGACUGAAUGGAUCCAAAAUCCUACACGACCACUGUACUUUUGAGAACGUGGACGGUGUGGUGACGGUCGUUCCCAAGGAUGGCGCCGCAAUCAUGGUCAAUGGCGUACGGAUCGAAGCGCCGAGGAGACUGAGAUCGGGUUAUCGUGUGAUACUUGGUGACUUUCAYAUCUUCCGCUUCAACCACCCCCAGGAAGCGCGUGAAGAACGAGCAGAGCAAGGCAGUCUGUUGAGAUACUCUGUCACUGCGGAUCAAUUAGAUUCUCCUUCACGACCUCCACCUCCGGGACAUGAACGAACAGACAGCAGCGUCAGUCGGGCAAUGUCAGAUCUUGAUACUGAUGUGGGAAGUCCAGGCGCAGAAUCCCCCGCACCGUGGCGUACUGGUGGACGUGAUAGUGACUGGGCUUUUGCCCGUCGCGAGGCUGUUUCAUCCACUCUUGGGCCUGAUCAGAAAAUGUCCGACUUGACUGAUGAUCAGCUGGACGUGCUGUUCGAGGACUUGCAACGUGUUCGCGCAGUACGGAAAGGACGGCCCGAGGGCAAACUAUUCGACAGUAUCGCCGGGGACACGGACAGUGAAUCCAUCUCAUCUCACCCCGUCCGGGAGAAGUACCUCAGCAACGGCACCCUGGAUAACUUCAGCCUGGACACGGCCCUUACGAUACCCUCAACCCYACAGCAUUCAGAAGAUGAAGAUCGAUUGAAGCAGACCAGAGAUGAAAUGCAAGACCAGCUUGAUACGAAAAAGGAAGAAUUCUCAGAACGACUCCACAACGCCGAAGAAGGCAGCGUUGAGAUUGAUGUAUUACGAACAGAAAAGGUCAAGAUGGAGGCCUCUCUCCAGGAGAUGAAGGAGCAGAUGCAGAAACAACUCAUGGAGCAAAAGUCUGUUUUCGACAAGCAGAUUGCAGAGUUGAGGAAACCACCCAAGCCGCGACGAAAAAGUCACGGCAAGCUUGCGCUUAGCGAUCGCGAGGUUUACUUUGCGAAGCAGGUGCUACAGCACUGGAGACAGCACAGAUAUGUCGCCAUGGCGGCGGGUGUGCUGAAGAACGCUGCAACGUUGAAAGAAGCUCAGGUGAUCAGCCAACAGAUGGAACGCAGUGUCGUUUUCCAAUUCACUGUCGUGGAUGCUGGUCACAUAUUCGCAUCCUCUUAUGACCUCGCCUUGAAUGGAGUGUCAGCCGAAGAUGGCAACGAUCCCAGCCUUGAGGAUGACCCCAAACCGUGCCUCGCAAUCCGGGUCAUUGACUUUGCACAUUCCGUCAUCCAUCUCUGGUCCGUUGCAAAGCUGCAUAGACGAGUCAAGGCCAUGCGGCAGAUGGUCCAGUAUAUUGACCGACCCGAGUACAUGCAACAUUUCAACGUGGGGAAUCCAUUCGAAGAGGACUGCAUGCCGGAGUACACUCGUGUGGGAGAUGCCGAUAUCCCGCUGGCUGCCGUAUUUGAGUGUAGGGUCCAAGAUUUCACACUGGACGUCUAUUCACCGUAUACGUGCAGCAUUGUCGGGGUGGUACACCUAUCCCUGGAACCCAGCUCUGCCGAAGCUCCCAACAGCACCUUGAAAUUCAACGUAGUGAUGCAUGAACUGAUUGGGUUCGCCGAGCGAGAGGGUACUAACGUCCACGCCCAGCUGUUCAUCCCCGGCAUAUCAGGAGAAGGGGGUGCCACGACAACAUCCCUCAUAGCUGGAUUUGGUGAGACGGCUGUACGAUUCGAAAGUGUGCACAGUAUGAGCCUGCCGCUGUCAGCCCCUCAAGAUGCUAGUUUGAGGGUCAGCAUAUUCGCCAAGGUGACUACUAUGCAUCUCGACAAGCUUCUUAGUUGGGAUGACAUGCGGGACGCAUCCGUCGCCGCGAACAUCAAACCACGCAAUCAACGUCUUCGUGCGCGGAUAGCGGAGCACGAGUACUAUUCUGCCGAACGACAUGACGUGUUUGCGCGCGUGCACAUCCUGGAGAUUAGUGAAGACGGCACCUACCAACCGGUAGAGGUGGUUCAAAACGACACCCUAGAUCAAGGUUCUUACCAACUCCAUCAGGGAUUGCAAAGACGAGUUGUGCUGAGCUUGGUACACACUUCCGGGGAUGACAUGCCGUGGAAAGAGAUUGACCGAUUUCAAGCUGGCCAGAUCCGUCUGCUGGAUAGUGAAGGCAAAGUUUCCGACGCCGACAGCAACCAGUCGGAUGUUCUCCUGUCACUGGUAUCGCCUCCUGUGAUUCGCAAGAACUCGGAUGGCACCACUCACGUCAAGAUCACCGGGCAAUGGGAUUCCAGUGMUCAUCAUUCCCAACUUCUGGAUCGACCCACGUUGGAUAAGUAUCGGGUUCAACUCUCGUUCAAGUGGCAGAUUCACUCACCUCGAGUGACACAUCCGAUGAAGUUUAGCUUUGAUGUUGCCGUUCAAACUCGACCUCGAACGUGGUUCCGACAGAAUUCCUUACUGGGGCAAUUCUUCUACAACCAACGAGUCGUCCACUCCACCGCAAACAACUAUGCCGUAACGCUUAAACCUAGUGCAGCCAAACGAGCUGGCGACCUCUGGCGGAUGGAUACCACGGGCGAUUACAUUUCCGGCGAGGAGAUUUUGUCGAGUUGGGCACCUCGAAGUGUGUCUUUGAUCAGAGAUUACAUGGAUUUACGAAAACGACAACGACGCAUAGCAGAGAUUGAAUCCGCGCGUGGUGUUCUCAGCUUUGGAGCUCUAUCCCCACCUGUCCAAGCACAGAGAGCGGAGAAUGAAACCUUCACCGAAGACCAGCAAGCACUCAUCAAGAAGGUUGUGGAGUUGUGGCAGACCAGUCCUUCAGUAGGCGAGAACAUGCUCCUACACUCCAACACCGACUCCCCGGAACGUGGCGCCGCCUUUGCCUCUUCCUCCAAGAAAAGAGAAUCCUCGAACAGCGAACCCAGCGAACCCGUGCCUCUAGCAGCGGUGGUGGAAACGCACGUCAAAUCCCCCACGGUCCUCAAAGGCGGCUGGCUCCUCUGUCCCGACGCGGCAGGUGCGCAUUGGAUUCGAACCUAUGUGGAACUCCGACGCCCCUUUCUGCACCUGUACAGCAAAGAGGGAGACGAGGUGAAUGCGAUCAAUCUCACGAAUUCCCGAAUCGAUCAUGAGCCCGAGAUUGCAAAGUUGUUGCAGCGGCCGAAUGUGCGCAUGGAGGUGUGGGCGGUGUAUUCGACCAAAGCUUGGCUGUUUGCCACGAGGAAUGAUAAGGAGAGGGGGGAGUGGAUUUGGGCUGUUGACCGGGCAUAUGUUGGGGGUGGGAGUAGUGGGAGUGGAAGUAGUGGUGGGGGGAGGACACCUCCUGAGGAGUGGAAUUGA
Molecule: messenger RNA, 4941 nt
Organism: Ramularia collo-cygni
Lineage: Eukaryota; Fungi; Ascomycota; Dothideomycetes; Mycosphaerellales; Mycosphaerellaceae
Product: probable kinesin family protein
Exons: 2
Coding region: 1-4941 (1646 amino acids)
Biological process (GO): microtubule-based movement; cytoskeleton-dependent intracellular transport
Cellular component (GO): kinesin complex; microtubule
Molecular function (GO): microtubule motor activity; ATP hydrolysis activity; ATP binding
Source: RefSeq, a predicted model, not a curated record